This is a messenger RNA of Rodentolepis nana, 3978 nucleotides long. The record is from the annotation of a GenBank genome assembly. Lineage: Eukaryota; Metazoa; Platyhelminthes; Cestoda; Cyclophyllidea; Hymenolepididae.
ACAGCAUUCGGGCACUAUGAUGUUGAUCGCAUUUGUCCAAACCUUUGUCUUCCCAGAAGUGAGCCUCUUUGGCAACCGACAGAUGAACAUCAAAAAACGAUAGACGUCUGUGGACAAAUUCUUUAUGCCAUGCCUGGAACGUGCAGGGUCUACGGGAAAGGUAUCUAUGACCAUGAGUUCGUUUGUGAGUGCAUAACUUCGGCUUAUCGGUGGAUCACGGAUCCAGGGAAAAUUGUAGCAGGACAGUUUCCCCGAUGUGAACCGAAGGAGGUGGAAUUUGAAAAAUUACCGUCAGGAGCUUCGAAAAAGUUCCCAUGCUCGAACGCAGAGUUCGAGUAUUUUUGCAAUAUUGGUGGAUCUAAAGAGUGUUUUUUUAAGAACUCGAGGGAGCUAUUUCAAGGUAAGAAUAUGACAGUUACCAAAACAACACUAUGGCCGACAUGCAUUUGUAAGGAGGGUUAUUCGGGAGUUAGGUGUGAUCGGCGCCUAAAUGUUUGUGAAGAUCCACUGCCAAUCACUGAAAAAGAACUGGACGAACUCAAAAAGAAAAUUCGAGGAAAAUAUAAAUAUCGAUGUGAAUGCAGAAAGGGUUCAAAACGCGAUUCUAAUUAUCUUGGCUUGGAUAAUUGCCGUCUACGGUCAGAAAUUCGAAAUGAUAAUAUAUUGAAAGUUGCGAUAUGCCCACCUGGAUACGCUGGCGAUAACUGCGACAGAACAAUAAACGCUUGGUCAAGACUUUGUUCCAUGAAUUGCAGUAAUAACCAUAAUAAUAUCAUUCCCACAAACAUUGUGGGGUCUGGAAUUUCAAUGACCAGGCCUCAGCCCGUGUCCCGGACACAAAUCGCUCCUAAUUCAACUAUUCCCGUUCCUAGAUUUCCGUCGAAUACUUUACAGUAUGGCCAACUUCUCCUUCAAAAUAUAUCUAGUCCUCGUCUUAAAAAUCUACCAAAGGAUCCAAAUAGUAUAUUCACAUCAGGAAAUAAUGUCAACGCCCUUGAGUUUGCGAACUUCGUCAUGAGAACAAUCAGAAAUCCAACAUGUCAGCGAGCUCUUAAUUUCUACCCUAUGAACAAAAUUGAUUCAGAUGUGAACUUGCUAAGAGCAGUGAAUAAUGAAAUUUGUAAUGGUUAUCUUUUUGGAAUUUACUCCGAGUCACCCUUUCUACGGCCUGUCAUGGUCCUAAGGGAGACAAAAUUUGCCUAUCCUUUCAACGCCUCCCCGCAUUUCAGUGAUUCGGAUGGUUUGAUUCGACAGUUGAAGGAAAUAGCUGAUUCUAAGUGCAAUCCGCAUGCCUUUCCAAUCUUAUGCAGCAAUCCAUGCAAAUUCAGUGCCUCGAGUGUGGGCUUUGCUACCGAUUUCAUGACUCAUUCCUUUAAUCUUGAAUUGGACGUGAGGCUCCUUCAGUAUCUCAAUGAGCAGUGUAAAAGGGAGACAACUAUGAGAGGGGAUCAAUAUAGAGUAGUAUUGCGGCUUGGUUGGGCAACUACGCCACUGAUCGCCUUCAAGACAGAGUCAAAUGCUCAUCGAUUAUUGACUGCCGAUCAACUUCCAAGGUGUUUGACGGUUAAAGUUGGUCGAAGACAAGUUUCUCUACCCGAUCCGGCAUUUCAUUGUGGGCAGGCAACUAAACUCGGUCAUCGUUUGCGCUACUCUAUUGAUAUCACCGACAGACUCCAAACACGUCCGCAGAAUUCGAAUCGCCCGCGGAAUAUUGAGAUUGAAAUUGGCUGGGUCCAAGCCCCAUUAGAAGACAGUGGUGUUGCAUUGAUGGAAGCUGUUGCCUCUGGACUAAUAACUCCAGCAAUCAACUGCCUCAUUAACCUACCACUAAUCCAAGUCACUCUAGAUCGAGUGGAGACAGUGGAACGUAUUGUCAAGUCUUUUGUUGACGCAAAACCUGGAGUUUCUACAGGUGAAGUGGAGUAUCAACCUCAGCAUCCUGGCUCUUUGGGAGAGUUCAACCUUCCUCCCUUCACACUUGACUCGGUUUCCGGUCUUUAUCAGUUCUGUGUAUCCUCUGAACGAGUUAUCCCUAAACACGCUACACUGAAAAUGUUGAAAUCAAAAUUGGACAAUCAAGAUGGAAUCCAGUGCGAAAAUUCAUUCCCCGCGUCAUUGAACUGUCCCCUAACGCUGCUCCGUAUCCGGAUUCCCGUCAAAUCGUGUAUUUGCACACAUGUACAGUGCUUUGAUCUGGAGGCGUUUUUAAAAUCAGUGAAAUGUCGGCCGAGGUGGAAUUGUCCAGUUUGCAAAAUUUCAGUUCCUUUCAGGGAUCUUCGCAGAGACGAGUUGUUUGAAGAACUUCUUCACGAUCCUUUGCUCGCUUCUGUCAAUCAAAUCAAAAUUGAUGCCAGCGGGCGAGUCAUUUACAUUGAAAAUGACCACGGAGAGGCACAGGGGUCUCAGAUCAAUCAAGAUGUUGAUACGAAAGAAAUCUUAAGUCCACUCAAAAUGGAUCCAUGUUUGUCAGUGGCGGUUCCAUCUAAAAAAUGUGGCUCUGAGGAGGUGAUAAUCAUUGACGAUAGUUCUGAUGAGGAACAGGAACUACAACUACAGAACAGGACUAAUGGGGAGGAGUCAAAUGGAUCUGACUAUGUUCCUUCACUUCCUUCUGAAGUGACCACUGCGCAACCUGCUGCUGUCAUUACUGAGAUUCAACAACAGACAUCAGCUAUUGAUUUGAAUACCUUCAACAACCCCCUUCCUUUACCACGAAUGGGUUCUCCCGCUUUCCCGCAACCACCACCAUCUUUUUCUGCUCGUCCGAUUGUGAUCUCUCACAGAGCCCCCAUCAUUUCUGAGGAGGUAGUAGACCUAACGUCAGACAAUGAUGACGACUUUGAUAUUCCGACAACUCGGGUUGAACAAUUUCGUGAGGCUACAUCAACAACUCAAACAGCUUCUCGUCCUAUUUCACCUCCCAUUAUUCAACCACCUACACAACCACAGCCAUCAACUACAGUAUCAGCUCCUCUUCCCACUCCUCGUCCCUCUUAUCUAGUCAUUCCACCAGCACCACAGCAAACAGAUCAGCUUCCCAAACAGACCCUCCCUGGUCCUGCUACAAUUAGUGUAGCUCCUGCUGUUCCCAAUCUAGCUCCUCGUGUCAUUACUUCACUUAGCUCCAUGGAAGGUACUCGAUAUGUCCUUGUUCCAACUACUCAGUCGAAUUCUGGUGCAGCCCUCCACUCAUUUCCCAUUCCAAUUCAAAAGAGUACGACAACCGUGAGUCCCCCUGUUGCUGCAGUUCCUGCUCAGCCAGUCAUUACACCUUCAAUAUUAGGCCCGGGUCCAAUGCAAUCCCCACAUUUAACCAAUCUUCUCUCCUCUGGCUCUCCACAAAGCACUACUUCAACGAAUGCUAGCCAGGACUCCACAGGUGGAGGUACUGGAGGGAGUUCGCGAUCAAGUCGAUUUAAGAGUACCACUAAACGCAGGGCUUCAAACUCCCAAGCCUCUGAUGUUUCAUCCUUAACAGUGACUGUACCCACUACCUCACUGUCGUCAACUCCCAGUGAUGUACAGCAUGCACAAUCAUCGUUAUCUUCUAUCUCUGCUCAUUUGCGUACACGUACCUCUGCUAGGCUGUCAUCCAGUACUAUACCGUCACCAGUUACUAUACCUUCAAGAAAUGUUGCCAGACGUGGAGGUGGAAGAAGCAACGCAGCAGGAGGAAAGCGACGUAGAGUUCAUCUUGGAGACGAAGAUGGAUCUAAUUCUGUUGCCUCUUCUUCUACAGGUGCUCCUUCCGAGGAAGUAAAUUUUGAAGAUGAGGAAGACGAGAAUUUUGAUUCGAAUCAAGAGGAUGAAGAUGAUAGUGAUGACGAAUGGACACCGAACAAAUUAAAUACGUCCACAUCCAGUUCGACUCGUCGAAAAAAUCCUCCGUCGGCUGUUGCUAUUCUGGCUAAACGAAAGGCGACGACAUCUGGGGCUCCUUCUGAAAGUUCCAGUUCUGGAAACAGUCGAAGAGCAUGA